AAUUAGGGGCUGUGGAUCCAAGGCAACUCGCCAUUUAGAAUGGCAGGUUUUUGACUUCUAUCGGACUGGAAUUGUCUUCCUGUUAACCCAGCCUCUCGCGUAGCAGGUCGGGUCGAGGUUAUUUGGACAAAAGAUUCGUUCGCACGUAAAUAACUGAGACAAGUACCAUGGGUGAUGACUACCUCAGUAAUGGCACGGUCUCCCAUCAUCAUACACCAGAUUGCAAAAGGCGUUCUUUGUACGUAGGGCUGGUCAGUAGUGGGGCGCUUAGCGGACGCCUAGAUGAGAUGUUAUCAACCCUAGACGUGAUCACACAUUCCGAUACCAGCGGAGGCGUCAACAGUCUUGCGCUUUGUGAGAGUAAGAAGGACAUGGGCGUCAGAUGUCACAGAGUUGAUCUCGUGGAGGGGCCCUUUGGCUGCUGGUUGGCUGUGGCUGCAGUCAUGGGAUGUUUUCGACCUCGAGUCGCGUGGCCGAGAAACAAUAGGGGUUUAGUAAGCAUCCACGGAUCAGCAGCAAGCUGA
Molecule: messenger RNA, 524 nt
Organism: Aspergillus nidulans FGSC A4
Lineage: Eukaryota; Fungi; Ascomycota; Eurotiomycetes; Eurotiales; Aspergillaceae
Exons: 1
Coding region: 168-524 (118 amino acids)
Source: RefSeq, a predicted model, not a curated record